AUGACAGUCAUCCGACCAAACCCAGAUGCAGAUCACGCCCCUAUUCUCAACACGAGGGGCACAGGCAACCCCAAUGAGCAGAAUCGCCCCGCCGCCUUGGUCCUUUGCGUGGAUGCUGGAGGUACUAGCUGCAAAGCAGCCACCCUCUCGGCUGAUGGGGAACUUGCGUCAAGACUCGACGUGACCCUUGCAACCAUAACGGCCGUGGUACACGAUGUCCUUCGUAAGCAUCCGUCGACACGAGGUCAGCCACCGGCAGCAGCAUUUACCAAAGUCUGGGUUGGCCUGGCGGGAUACGACAGACCAACACUUCAACCAAUCAUUAAUGGCGCUUUGUCUCAGUUCUUCGGGCUCUCACUCAAUGGGGGCUUACGCGUAUCUUCAGACAUUGAUCUCCUUCCUGCUUGCCUCAUGUCCGAGCCUGACAUAAUCUCGGCCAUCGUUCUAGUAGUUGGUACUGGUUCUGUGGCAAUGAGUUACACACGAAAAGGCCGGGACUUUCAACGGGUUGGCCGAGUAGGGGGAUGGGGAAGACUCCUCGGCGAUGAUGGGUCAGGAUAUGCGAUCGGCCGAGAGGGAAUCCGCAGGACACUAAAGGACUGCGACGCACACGCUCUAAGGAAAAGCACAGCCGAUGAACUAGCAUGUUUUUCGCCACUUUCUCGAGAGGUUCUGGAACACUUCCACAGUCGAAAUUCCGAUUGCACGUCGGGAAGCCUUCUUAGCCAUAUCCUCGUUCGAAGCUCGAUGGGGAAUAUAGGCGAGGAUGACGACGCAUCGAGAACAAAGACAAUAGCAAGUGCCGCCUCUGCCGUUUUCGCAGCUGUUGAGAAGGAUGCCGAGGCAAAACAGAUUGUUGAAUCAGGUGCAUCCAGCGUGGCGGAACUCGUGCGGAUGCUAGUUAAGGAGCAAGCCAUCAAUGUAGGCCAAUGUGCUCUCGUUCUUGGCGGAGGUCUCAUGGGCAACAACAUGUAUAGAGACUCAGUGCGUGGCAUCGUACAGGAGCACUGUGGCAAGUUUAAUCGGGUCAAAUAUACUAGCGACCCUGCUGUAUCUGCCGCGAAGAGCCUACUAGAUUACAACGAGGACUAUUUGUAG
Molecule: messenger RNA, 1098 nt
Organism: Clonostachys byssicola
Lineage: Eukaryota; Fungi; Ascomycota; Sordariomycetes; Hypocreales; Bionectriaceae
Source: the annotation of a GenBank genome assembly